ACAUGGCAUCUUUUAUGGACCCACGGUUCAGAACACAGUACCUGUCAGCCGAUGAGACCCAGAGCAUCAAAGAUCGAGUCAUCGCUGAGUUGCAGGAACUUCAGCAGCAUCAGCCUGAACCCCAAAGCACUGCAGCGAUGGAGGGGGAUAGUCAUGUGGGAAACCCACCUGCUGCGAAAACCAAGAAGAAAAGUCUUGCAAGUUUUUUCAAGGAAUCUACACGUGCAGCAGCAGCACCACUGUCAGGCAACACUGCAUUUGAUCCCAUAGAACAGUUUAGAGAAGCAGUGGCUGCAGAACUCAAUAUUUACAUUUAUAUGCCACUUAUAGAUCAUGGAGAAGAUCCUUUGAAAUGGUGGAAGUUUCACAAGAUCAACUUCCCUAGGCUAUGCAAAUUAGCACAAAAAUAUCUGUGUAUCCAAGCAACAAGCUCUGCGUCAGAGAGGGCUUUUAGCAGCAGUGGUAAUAUUGUAUCUAACCAUCGGUCCUGUCUGAAACCAGACAAGGUGGAUAUGCUGGUGUUUUUGUCAAAGAACCUCUCAGCAAGUGUUUCAAAAUAG
This is a messenger RNA of Bufo gargarizans (Asiatic toad), 560 nucleotides long. RefSeq names its product E3 SUMO-protein ligase ZBED1-like. Gene Ontology annotation, molecular function: protein dimerization activity. Bases 3 to 560 code for a protein of 185 amino acids. The record is from RefSeq and is a predicted model, not a curated record. Lineage: Eukaryota; Metazoa; Chordata; Amphibia; Anura; Bufonidae. The transcript is spliced from 2 exons.